Messenger RNA from Dryobates pubescens (Downy woodpecker), 1639 nucleotides. RefSeq names its product N-methylpurine DNA glycosylase (gene MPG). Lineage: Eukaryota; Metazoa; Chordata; Aves; Piciformes; Picidae. Gene Ontology annotation, molecular function: DNA binding; alkylbase DNA N-glycosylase activity. The record is from RefSeq and is a predicted model, not a curated record. The coding region runs from base 282 to 1103 and encodes 273 amino acids. Gene Ontology annotation, biological process: base-excision repair. The transcript is spliced from 6 exons.
CGGUGGCAGCGGCCUGGUGUGGUCCCGGCAGAAGGAUGAGGAAGUUUCAUUCCAUGUCCUGUAUGCAGUAGGAGCAAGGAGAGGAAUGAACAAGGACUUCUUGCAGGAAGUGACCUCCCCAGCACUCAGUAAGGUGUAAGGACUGCAGCACAGAAGGAGAAACAUUCCCUUUUUGAAGUUCACAGAGUAAAUUGGUGUCAAACCUGGAAGAAUAAUCCCAGGUCAAACAGUUGCCUCAGAUACCAAACUAUUGACUGAAGGAGUCUUCGUCUUUCUGGGCCAUGCCAAGAAAAAGAAAGCUGUUGGCUCAAUUAAGUGCUCUCCAAAGCAACUCCAGCUUCCCUCCAUGUGAUGCCUUGGAGAACCUGAGUGCCACACCUGAUGGCAAUUCUUCUGCAAAGAGCAGCAAAUAUUUUCCAGCAGAGAGAAAAAAUCCUGCCCAGCUAGAGGCAGACUUUUUCAACCAGCCCUGUGUUAGUCUGGCCAAGUCCUUUCUGGGACAGAUUUUAGUCCGCAGACUUCCUGAUGGCAGAGAGCUCUGGGGGAGGAUUGUUGAAACAGAAGCUUAUCUGGGAGGGGAAGAUGAAGCUUCCCACUCGAAAGGGGGGAAGCAGACGCAGCGCAACGCGGCGAUGUUCAUGAAGCCAGGCACUCUCUACGUCUACCAGAUCUACGGCAUCUACUUCUGUGUCAACGUCUCCAGCCAAGGGGAAGGGGCUGCAGUGCUGCUUCGCUCCUUGGAGCCCCUGCAGGGCCUGGACGCAAUGAGAGAGCUGCGCAGCACAGCCAGGAAGGCGCCCAGCAAGCUGCUGAAGGACUGGCAGCUGUGCAACGGCCCCUCCAAGCUCUGCCAAGCCUUUGGCAUCGACAAAGCUUUUGACCAAAGGGACCUGACUCAGGAUGCAGCCAUCUGGAUGGUGCCUGGAGGCGACCUGCCGGGGGAGCAGGACGUGGUAGCCACAACGAGGAUCGGGAUCGGCAGCCGAGGAGAGUGGACAGAGAAACCUCUCAGGUUUUACUUGAGAGGAAACAGAUUUGUGAGUGUUGUAGACAAGAAAAGAGAGAGAGAGAUGGCAGCAAUGGGACAAGUCUCUGGCAGCUGACAGGUCUGGCAAGUGUGCCAGCACCCAGGACGUGAGCUGCGCUCCGCGGGACGCCUCGGGGGCCUGGCAGCAGCUGGGGCAGAGGGGGCUUGGAGGCUUUUAACAAUAAAUGUUCUUUAUCACCAGGAGUGGGGAAGGGGCAUUUGAUCUGUGGGGUCUGGCAUGGGCCUCCCACACAGAGCUGAGGUUGGCUUUGGAUCCUGAAGGCCACUUUCUCCCUUGCCAGUGGAUCCAGGCUGAAUUAGGGUUCACAGCUCUGCCCUGCUCCCCGGCAGAGGCCUUCACCGGCUUGCUGUGGAGGAACAGUCAAAAGCCUGGCUGGCAGCAGGGCUUGCUGAAAGGAUGAGAGCUGGGAGGAGGUAAAGGAGAGAUCUCAGUGUUGUCUACAACAGCCUGGUGGGAAGGUGUAGAGAAGACAGAGCCAGGCUUUUGUCAGGCAGGAUGAGAGGCAAUGGGCACAAGCUGUGGAAAACAGGAAAUUCUCAUUAGCUGUAUGGAACAAAAUUUCCCCAUGGGGGUGGUCAAACUGGAACAGU